Didymosphaeria variabile is the source of this 540-nucleotide messenger RNA. RefSeq lists its product as uncharacterized. The coding region runs from base 1 to 540 and encodes 179 amino acids. Lineage: Eukaryota; Fungi; Ascomycota; Dothideomycetes; Pleosporales; Didymosphaeriaceae. The transcript has a single exon. The record is from RefSeq and is a predicted model, not a curated record.
AUGGCGGCUCCAAACGAAUCCCAAACCCCUUCGCGUCGCCGGCAGUUCAUCAAGAUCGCCACGGCGCGGCGGCGAAGAACCGGAUCGCGACAACGGCAAGCCGUUACAAAAAGGGGUACGAUCGGCGAAAGCUCGAAUGACGGAGAGAAUGACGGAGGUUUCUGCUUUGAUGUCGAAGGUAGAGCGAACUCGGACGGGCUUCCCGUGGGAAGUGAGGUUGGCGAGGGUGAGGAAAAGAAGGUCGUGUUUGUAGGACCUGUAGGUGAUGGCACGGAUGGUAUGGCAGGGUUUGGAGCAAUGUUUCGGUGUUUCGAUGAUGGCGGCUGUGGUGUCUGGGUUCGUGACGGAGGUGUUGAGGCUUCCGGUGAAAGUGGCGGUACACUCGCUGCGAGGAUAGGUAACGUUUCUGCCAAAUCCACGAUUGUCUUAAACGAGCCCUUGAACAUGUCCCAAGCCAUUUCUGUCCUCAGACCGGUGCCUGCAGCCAUGAUUAUGCGCGUCAUCAUGAAAGACAUCUUCAAUAGUGUAUUGCCAGCGUAG